Messenger RNA from Prosopis cineraria, 3467 nucleotides. RefSeq names its product protein tesmin/TSO1-like CXC 5. The record is from RefSeq and is a predicted model, not a curated record. Bases 601 to 2397 code for a protein of 598 amino acids. Gene Ontology annotation, biological process: regulation of DNA-templated transcription. Gene Ontology annotation, cellular component: nucleus. The transcript has 12 exons. NCBI's taxonomy places the organism in Eukaryota, Viridiplantae, Streptophyta, Magnoliopsida, Fabales, Fabaceae.
GCUCGUGGAAAAUUCUUUUUAAUAGAAUCCAAAUCCAACGUUCAGUAAGGAAAUGUCACUGAUGCUUCUAUGAAUUUCCACCUUCCAAUGGAUUAUUUGAUCACAAACCGUCCGAUUAAGGAGAGGGAGUGAUCUAACCGUUCACUGUAUACGAACUUGAAUUUCAAAAGCUGUGAAGAGAGAGGGAGGAAGGGCGAAGACGCAAAAUGGUCCCUCUCCUCUACCUGAGGAGUGUCUCUCAACUAUUCUCAUCUUCUUCGUUGUUGCUGCGUCCCCAAUCCCAACCAUUUUUGUUUCCUCACUUAACAAAUUCUACAAUCUAUAUCUUUCUUCUAGAUUGCUAUAAGGCGUUUGGAUCGAAGCCCCUUCAAUUGUGGGCGCUAUUCGCCGAACUUGGCCUUACAUCCUGAACUGCAUAAUCGCGAGGUUUUGUGCGCCUUUUUUUUAUUACGGGGGAUUCGAUAGCAGGUUUUGGAUCGGAAAGCCAGUAUAUUUGUGCUCAUUUUUGAAUUUGUGGGAUAUUGAGGGAAUCAUUCAUGGGUUUAUGAGAGAGAUGAAUUUGGAAUUCGCGGAAAAUUUUUAAUUUUUUCUUCCCAUCUCAUGGGAGAAGGUGACGGGGGUGAUUGCCCUGUGAAGAAUGUGUUAUCGGAUUCUGUUGCCGUGGUGCUGCCGUUGGAUGGUCCAGGGAAGAAGCUAGCGAGGCAGCUCGAUUUUACGGGUUUUGGUGGGGUAUCUGGUACUGUGGCUUCAAGCGAACAUCCGCAAUUACAACUGCAGCCUCAGCCACGUCCACAGUCAGUGCCUCGGGGACUGACACAGCAAACCAUGGUCGUGAUGCCAGUGCCGCCGCAGGUACCUCAUUCUUCAGUAAGGGUUGGGAAACCAGAAUCUCCAAAGUCAAGAUCAAGACCUAACUUUGAAACGAAAGACUCUACUCCAAAGAAGCAAAAACAGUGCAAUUGUAAACACUCAAGAUGCUUAAAGCUAUAUUGCGAAUGUUUUGCAUCAGGAAUAUAUUGUGAGGGGUGCAACUGUGUAAAUUGUUUUAACAAUGUGGAGAAUGAUGCGGCGAGACGGGAGGCUGUUGAAGCUACUUUAGAGCGCAAUCCAAAUGCAUUUAGGCCAAAAAUUGCUAGCAGCCCUCAUGGAACACGUAAUAGCAAGGAGGAGACCGGAGAAGUUUUAGUAUUGGGAAAGCACAACAAGGGCUGCCACUGUAAAAAAUCAGGAUGCCUUAAAAAGUAUUGUGAAUGCUUCCAAGCCAACAUUCUUUGCUCUGAAAAUUGCAAAUGCUUUGACUGCAAAAAUUUUGAGGGAAGUGAAGAAAGACAAGCUUUAUUCCAUGGAGAUCAAAAUAACAAUAUAACAUAUAUUCAGCAGGCAGCUAACGCUGCCAUAACUGGAGCUAUUGGAACCUCUGGUUAUUCAUCCCCUCCAAUAUCCAAGAAAAGAAAAGGUCAGGAGCCUUUUUUUGGGCCAACAGUCAAGGAUCCAUCUGUUGGCAGGCUUGGGCAGUUUCAACAGGCAAACAAUGUCGGAGUUCCUACACCUUCUUCUUCCUUGUCUUCUGUCCCUGGUGCCUGGGUUGGAGGUGCUGCAGUAGGUCCUUCAAAAUUCGCAUACAGGUCUCUUCUAGCAGACAUCAUACAUCCACAGCACUUGAAGGAACUUUGCUCUGUUCUGGUGUUAGUAUCGGGACAAGCUGCAAAGACACUCUCAGGACCAGAUCAGAAAACUUUAUUGGACAAGCAGCGUAUUGAAGAUCAGACAGAGACUGCCCUUGCUUCAUCUACUCAACAGCAAUUGCUGAGUCAAGUGGAGACUGAUGUCGAGAAAACUAUGGCUGAUGAUUGUUUGAGUGCAAACCAGACAGAUAAAAUUGACCCAGAUUAUUCCAGUUCAGAUGGCGCUGAUGUCUCAAAGGGGAGGCCAAUGUCUCCUGGAACUCUAGCCUUGAUGUGCGAUGAGCGAGAUGCAAUGUUCAUGACAGCUCCCUCUCCUAAUAGUUUGAUGAUGACCCAUGACUGCAGCGCAUCUUCACAGUCUGCUUGUGGACAAGGCAUGACAGAGGUGCAUGCAGAGCAAGAAAGGAUUGUAUUGACAAAGUUCAGAGAUUUUCUAAAUAGGGUUAUCACUAUGGGAGAAAUAAAUGAGACAAAGUGUUCUUCAUUAGCUAGAAGUGUAUUGGAGACUCAAAAGGACCCAGUCAACAAUAAUGUCGGGAAUACAAGUACUAAGACAACACAUCAUCAGCAGAUUGCCACUAGUAAUGGUGUUGCCAAAGCUGCAGUCCCACCCAUGGCCACAAACAUGAACAUAAUAACUUCGACAGCUUUAAUCCCUAAUAAUCUUAUUCCCGAUGGGGAAAAUAAGCCAAAGAUCGAAAAAGAGAUAUGAAAAGAUGUAGAAGAAUGUGCAGUGAAGUCAUUGAAAGGAAUAGUCAGAGAAUACUACGAAGUUGAAGGUACCUCUCAGGGGAGAGUGGACCUCUUUCAGAAGUCUGAACGCUGCUUGGAUUCCUUCGUAGGAUUAGAAGUUCGAUAAUGAAUUAAUGAACAUGCAAAUAAAGUGAGAACUGAGAAGUGAGAACCAAAAGCAAUGUGUAAGAGUAAGUGCUGGCUUUUGUGAAUAGGAAAUGCUGCGAUAUCAUCUCUGGAUAUUGUAACGGUUACCUCUUCAGCAUAGAAGAAUUUAGUAGUAGUGCUUUUGGUUGCUGCAAGGGUGUUGCCGAUAUUUUAUUUAUGUUUUUUGAGAUAAAAAUAAUGUAAUAAUAGGACCAUUUGAGGUCAAUGGAGGGGGUGAGGUGAGGAGUAUUAAUGAUGUAACAAUCAGAAAAUAUGGUAAAUAGAAGGCUGAAGUUUUGUUUGUCUUUCAUUUAGAAACUCCUGAAUGUACGGAAGCAACAACAUUUUGCAUAGUUUUGAACACUGGAUUAGUUGGUCUGACUAGUUGAAUUGAGGAUCGAUCCGACAUCAAGUCGAAGAUAUCAAACAACUGAUUAGGGCUUGAGAACCAGUAAAAGCUGAGUUCCAUCUUCUCUCUCAGGCGAUGGAGGAGACUGAAGCCGUGGCCCUCAAAUUCCAGAUCUCCAAUAAAAACACAUGGAGCACAAUUGCAAAUCUCUCUUUCCCAAUCUCGACGGCCAAAUCGUCAACGAUGAUGGCUAGAAAGCUUCGCAAUGCUAUCAACCUAGGCGGUGAAGGAACGAGCCAUCUCAGUGGAAAGGGAGGCUGAUGGAUUUGAUUCCAUGAACCAAACACCAAAAAUUACGGAGCGAGUCCGGCCGAGAAACCACCAGAGGCAUAACUUUGAUGUAUGAGAUAUCAUCUUUUACGUUGCCUCUCAUUUUGUAUUAUGCAAUGUAUAUUGUGCCAACGUAGGACAUAUCUUAUUUUGACAACAUGUAAACUCUAAUCCUUUUUAUUAAAUGCAUUUAUAUAAUCAAGAGGAUUAUGUUUGUCCCUCUU